Messenger RNA from Cyclopterus lumpus (lumpfish), 4503 nucleotides. It is a transcript of the gene mrtfab, whose product is annotated as myocardin related transcription factor Ab. The coding region runs from base 79 to 3561 and encodes 1160 amino acids. NCBI's taxonomy places the organism in Eukaryota, Metazoa, Chordata, Actinopteri, Perciformes, Cyclopteridae. The transcript is spliced from 17 exons. The record is from RefSeq and is a predicted model, not a curated record. Gene Ontology annotation, biological process: smooth muscle cell differentiation.
UAUUACAGCCUGAAAGAAGUCCUCCAGCUCAAACUCCAGCAGAGACGUACAAGGGAGGAACUGGUCAGCCAAGGGAUCAUGCCACCACUGAAGAGCCCAGCAGCCUUUCACGAACAGCGGAGGAGUCUGGAGCGAGCGAGGACCGAGGACUAUCUGAAGAGAAAGAUCCGGAGUCGUCCUGAGCGCUCUGAGCUAAUCAGGAUGCACAUUCUGGAGGCAUGUACCUGUACAGAGACUUCGGCAGAGCCGUCCCUGCAGGCCAAGCAGCUGCAGCUGAAGCGAGCGCGACUGGCCGACGACCUCAACGACAAGAUCUCCCACAGACCUGGCCCCAUCGAACUGGUUCACAAGAACAUCCUGUCUGUCGACGGCCAAGUGCACUCACCGCUGGAUUCUCAGAAGGGAGAGAGCUCGUCUUUAGACGAAGACAGCAGUGAUGCUUUGUCACCAGACCAGCUAACCAAUCACGACUCUCCCCUGAGUGCCGUCCCUCAGCUGUCCCCCUCUGACGGGCUCACCCAGAACGGGGACAUGUCCUCCACACAGUUCAUCGCACCGUCGCCUCCUCCACCUCCUCCACCUCCUCCACCACCUCCUCCCCGGGUGAAUGGGUCAGACUCCUCCCCAUUCCCAAAAGUGACAAAUGGAACGAUGGUGACCUUAACAAACUCCCGCUCCUCUACUGGACAUGUCAAGGUGCGGUCUCAGACUAAGGCGAGUUCAGACCGUCCUUCACAGAGAUCUAAGAAACUAAAGGACAGCAAACCCAAGGUGAAGAAGCUGAAGUACCACCAGUACAUCCCUCCAGACCAGAAGGCAGAUAAAGAGCGUCCGCUCGAGAUGGACUCAUCCUAUGCGAAGCUCCUCCACCAGCAACAACUUUUCCUGCAACUGCAGAUCCUCAACCAGCAACAGCAGCACUAUAACUACCACACCAUCCUGCCCGCCCCUCCCAAGCCAACAACCGAGCAGCAUCCUACAACAAACUCUGGCCCCUCCCCCUCCCGCAGUGUUCCCACAACGACUACACCCGUCCCCUCCAAUCAGAGCGGGACUGCCCGUCAGAGUCAAACUGCAGUGGGAGGAGCCAAACCCGGCGCUCUGCCCGCCAACCUGGAAGAGUUCAAAGUCGCCGAGUUAAAACAGGAACUAAAAUUGCGUAGUUUGACCGUCUCGGGCACCAAGAAUGAUCUUAUCGAGAGGCUCCGCAACUACCAGGAGCAAAAUGGUGGCACCACAGUGGUUUCGAAAAAUGGCAACCUGCAGGGCGGGAUCUCAGCUGGUGGAACCAUCACAUCCUCUCCAGCCACAACUACCACAACUGACCACCAAUUCGGAGAGAGUGGGUUUAAGUUGGAUCUGUCAUCAUUGGCUCAGGUGAUUCCAGGACGGGUCAUGCGAUUCGGCAGCACCAGUUCCAGCCCUCCGAUGUCACCUACUCCCUCUGAGAGGUCAUUGGCCGGGAUGAGUCCAGAUGAGACGAGCUGUAAUGGAGACAUGUUUGGAGAGAUGGUGAGCUCUCCCCUGACCCAGCUCACUCUGCACCCUUCUCCUCAGCACCCAUCAAACAUUUCUCCGCUCUCCAAGGUCAAAGAGGAGAUGCAGAGCUCAUGCAGCCUUUCCAGGCCUUCACCCGUCUUAUGUCAGCCUUCAGAGCCCCUGUAUGGCGUUGCCAUGGACACAUCCUCUUCUGAAAAGGACCAGAUGCUCCAGGAGAAGGACAAACAGAUUGAGGAGUUGACCAGGAUGCUGAGGCAGAAGCAGAGGCUGGUGGAGACCCUCAGGUCCCAACUGGAGCAGGGCAAGGUGACUGGUGGAAUAGUGUUGAAGAGGGAAGAAAGUGAGAAGAGUAGAACCCCCGAGGUUAAACUUCAAACUCUGAUAAAAGCCCCUGCCAUUCAGCCCCCCACUCUCCCCAACGGCAUCGUGGUGAAGGUGAAGAAGGAGGCGGAGCCUGAGGAGGGAAUGGAGGGAGUAACAGAGGGUCUCCAGGCAAAGAAAGCAGCGCAGCCGAUGCAGUGCUCUCAGGAGACUCUACUCAGGCUGCAGCAGAUUCAUCGGCUGCAGAUCCAACAAGCUGAGCAGCAGAAACAGACGCUGCAGCUCAAACAGCACCAACUGCAGAAAGUGGCAGAGUCUAUGUCAAACCCUCAGAAACUACAGCAGCAGCAGAAAGAGUCCCACAUCCUGCUCCAGCAGCAGCAGCAACUGCAGCAACUUAUCAUACAGCAAACCCAACAGAAACAGCUCCAGGCACAACAGAAGUUAGCACAGCAGAAACUCAAUCAACAGAAGCUUGUGCAGCAGAGCCAGCUCAAACAAACUCAAGGGCAAGUUCAACAAAGCCAACAGAAGAACCAGGUGCAGCUGAAGCAAGUUCAGGUGCAGAUCCAGAGGCCUGCAGUGAGCCAAACCCAGCAGAGGAAGCAGCUGAGGGCUCAGCAGCGGCAGCAGGAGAGACAACAAACGGCAGCUGUCCCCACACAACAGGUGACCCCAGUCUUUAUCAACCAACAGAACGGCACUCAGAUCCAAACUCAGGCUCUUUCAUUAGACCUCCUCAAGGCAAACGGCACACCGACACUAGUCACCGACAGCAACGGCAACCACUACCUGAUUGCUCUGACCAGUCACACCACAGACGGACAGAACGGAGGGUCCUCAUUGGCCAAAGCCAACGGACGCAUCACACUGCAGAGGUUGCAGUCGACUCCAAGUAAACUCCCCAGCACUGACGGCCAAUCAAAGGAGCCACCAGAGGCCGAGCCAAUCAAAAAGGGACAGAAGGGAGGGCUGCACCUGAACACCAAUGGCGUACCUCAACCCAACCUGUCAGUCACUGCUCCGCCCAAUCUGCAGCCUUUUUUUGAAGACAUGUCAGACAGUGAAAGCCAAAGCAACUUAAUCUCAUCACUUAAGCAGGAGAAUGGCGUCAACAGUCAGCAAAUGGACGACCUGUUUGACAUCCUGCUCAAGAGUGGAGAAAUCCCCGGCUUUAAGGCCAACCCGGACCCUUCCCUCGCCCCUCUCCUCUCUGAACCACCCUCCCCACCCUCUCCUCCGUCUCCCCUCCACCUCUCCCCUCCUACCCCUACUGAGCCUCUCAUCUCCCCGCAGCCUUCUGUGGGAGAGCCCUGCACAGGCAGCGGACGCCUGGAAGACUUCCUGGAGAGCACCACAGGCGGCCCGCUGCUGGGCGUGGAGCCCGACGGCGGCCUGACGCUGAUCGACGACCUCCACAGCCAGAUGCUGAGCACGCCCAGCAUCCUGGACCACCGGUCCUCCCCAAUGGACACGUCCGACCUCGGCUUCUCCCCCCACUCUACGGGGCUGGACUUUGGCGACCCCACCCUGGACAGCAUGGACUGGCUGGAUAUUUCCAUGGUGGGGAGUGCCAGCGGUGGGAGUGGGGGCAACGGAGGUGGAGGAAGAGGCGGCGCUGGUGACGGAGACGGUGGUACGAGCCUGGCCCCGCUGGUGCCGCACACUCCACCAAGCGUCUUCUCGACGGAUUUUCUGGACAGCUCGGACCUGCAGCUGCACUGGGAGUCGUGUCUGUAGCCCUGCACGGCCCCCGGACACGCACUUGCUCACACACACAGUGUACAGGUGCCGUCUUUAUUUCAUGCACAUAUAGAAAUCUUUUCUAUGCUGUCUCCACCACUGCGGGGGUCACUGGCACAUGCAAACACACACUCUUUUACACAGUUUGCCCUGUCUUACACUGGCUGUUACUGUAUGCAGGAUGAGGCGAAAUAAAAAAAGAAACGUAGAAGUUAAAUUCAUAGGAGGGACUUGAACUGAAGUGGACUUUUUGAAAUUUAAUUCUAUGGGGAUCCAUACAGCAGAUACAAUCCCAUUUCCUGCGUCCCGACCUGCUUCAUUACAAGAUUAAAGAGACCGAGUUAGAAACUGUAGGUCACUGUAACCACAUUUCAACCCUUGGAAACGGUUGGACAGAGUGGAGCUGAGGAGGGGCCAGUGUUUACUCGGGGCUCCUCCACAUAGCAGGUGGUGUCAGUGCCUCCUAAACUUUGCACUUAUGCUGAAUCUGAUUGGUUUAAAGGGGGGUGUUCAGGUCAACAGCCGAAUCAUAAUGCUGUCUGAGUGAAAGCUUCCUUAGUCAGCUGAGCCAUUAAAAGUGUGACCUCGUCACCUCACUGCGGCAACCUGAAACCCAUCGUCACUAGUCGAAAACCACAACCGCCAUGUAUAGUUGGCAGUUGCUUUUGAAAUGAACCAUAUCAGUGGCAACAGUUUGAAAUGAAGCCUCAUAGGAGGUUGUGUAUUAUUGGUAACAUUAUGGUAGACCACUAUGUAUUGCUGUAUAUGGGGUGUAUAUUAUCAAUCGUCCAUAUGACUAUUUUUCUUUGCUGGUUGCUUUCGAGUCGAGCUAGCUAGCUGGGGAACGUAGGGUGAGGCAGGGCUUCCAAAAAACGUGGACCUCGUCAUUUUUUUUAAGAAAGAAAAGUUAAAAAAAAUAAAUAUAUUAUAAAAUCACAA